This is a messenger RNA of Mustela erminea (ermine), 3793 nucleotides long. RefSeq names its product alpha-L-iduronidase (gene IDUA). Gene Ontology annotation, biological process: carbohydrate metabolic process. The transcript has 14 exons. The record is from RefSeq and is a predicted model, not a curated record. The coding region runs from base 131 to 2062 and encodes 643 amino acids. Gene Ontology annotation, molecular function: L-iduronidase activity; protein binding. NCBI's taxonomy places the organism in Eukaryota, Metazoa, Chordata, Mammalia, Carnivora, Mustelidae.
ACUCGCCGCGGCAGUCACGUGGCGUGCGACCCGGAGGUGGAACGGGUCGGCGCCGCGCAGCCCUCGGCUCCCGGAGCACAGACGACCCGCCGGGCCUGCGGCGACCGUGCGCCCCCGCGCCCACCCGACCAUGCGGGCACCGCGCUCCUGCACCCCCCUGCUCACGCUGCUGGCCGCGCUGCUGGCCACGCCCAGGGCCCUGGCAGAGGCCCCGCACCUCGUGCUCGUGGACGCGGCCCGCGCUCUGCGGCCCCUGCGGCCCUUCUGGAGGAGCACCGGCUUCUGCCCCCCACUUCCUCACAGCCAGGCUGACCAGUAUGACCUCAGCUGGGACCAGCAGCUUAACUUGGCCUAUGUGGGUGCUGUCCCUCAUGGUGGCAUUGAGCAGGUCCGGACCCACUGGCUGCUGGAGCUCAUCACAGCCAGGGGAUCAGCUGGGCAAGGUCUGAGCUACAACUUCACCCAUCUGGAUCGGUACCUGGAUCUUCUCAGGGAGAACCAGCUCCUCCCAGGCUUUGAGCUGAUGGGCAGCCCCUCCAAACGCUUCACCAACUUCGAGGACAAGAAGCAGGUGUUUGAGUGGAAGGAGCUGGUCUCUCUCGUGGCCAGGAGAUACAUUGGUCGGUAUGGACUCUCACAUGUUUCCAAGUGGAAUUUCGAGACAUGGAAUGAGCCAGACCACCACGACUUUGACAACGUGUCCAUGACCAUGCAAGGCUUCCUGAACUACUACGACGCCUGCUCCGAGGGUCUGCGGGCUGCCAGCCCUGCUCUGCGCCUCGGCGGCCCCGGGGACUCCUUCCACCCCUGGCCUCGAUCCCCGCUCUGCUGGGGCCUCCUGGGGCACUGUCACAACGGCACCAACUUCUUCACGGGGGAGUCGGGUGUGCGGCUGGACUACAUCUCCCUCCACAAAAAGGGUGCCGGCAGCUCCAUCUACAUCCUGGAGCAGGAGAAGGCCACGGUGCAACAGAUAAAACAGCUCUUCCCCAAGUUUGCUGACACCCCCAUUUACAACGAUGAGGCGGACCCACUGGUGGGCUGGUCCCUGCCGCAGCCUUGGAGGGCUGACGUGACCUAUGCGGCCAUGGUGGUAAAGGUCAUCGCACAGCACCAGAACCUGCUGCUGGCCAACACCAGCUCGGCCAUGCGCUAUGCGCUCCUGAGCAACGACAACGCUUUCUUGAGUUACCACCCGCACUACUUCACGCAGCGCACGCUCACUGCGCGUUUCCAGGUCAACAACACGCGGCCGCCGCACGUGCAGCUCCUGCGCAAGCCAGUGCUCACCGCCAUGGCGCUGCUGGCCCUGCUGGACCGCCAGCAGCUCUGGGCUGAGGUGUCGCAAGCCGGGACCGUGCUGGACAGCAACCACACAGUGGGCGUGCUAGCCAGCGCCCACAGACCCAGUGGCCCCCUUGAUGCCUGGCGCGCCACGGUGCUGAUCUAUGCAAGUGACGACACGCGCACCCACGCCAACCGCAGCGUCGCCUUGACCCUGCGCCUGAGCGGGGUGCCUCCCGGCCCGGGGCUUGUCUACGUCACGCUGUACUUGGACAACGAGCUCUGCAGUCCACAUGGCGAGUGGCAGCGUCUCGGCCAGCCGGUCUUCCCCUCCACAGAGGAAUUCCGGCGCAUGCGCGCAGCUGAGGACCCGGUGGCUGUGGCGCCACAGCUCUUCCCUGCCAGCGGCCGCCUGACCCUUCGCCCGGAGCUCCAGCUGCCCUCACUCCUGCUGGUGCACGUGUGCGCGCGCCCUGAGAAGCCACCAGGCCAGGUGACCCGGCUCCGUGCUCUGCCUUUGACCAGUGGGCAGGUGCUUUUGGUCUGGUCGGAUGAGCAUGUGGGCUCCAAGUGCCUGUGGACCUAUGAGAUCCAGUUCUCCACGGAUGGUGAGAUGUACGCCCCUGUCAGCAGCAAGCCGUCGACCUUCAACCUCUUUGUGUUCAGCCCAGACACCGCCGUCACCUCUGGCUUCUACCGGGUUCGAGCCGUGGACUACUGGGCCCGACCAGGCCCUUUCUCAAACCUUGUGCACUAUGUGGAAGUCCCUGCCCUAUGAAGCCCUCCCCACCUGGUGACUGUGAACGUGUGCUGACUCCGCAGCCUGGGGUGCCGGGAGCUGAGAUGGGUUGGACCACCAGUGGCCCAUCCGUCGGCUCUAUCUGUCCUCUCCUGUCCUCUUGCUCAUCCCCUUACAGUGCCUUUCCACUGGUCAGUCUUGGGGUUACCCUUUGUGGCCAGGCCCAGGGUACACUUGGAACCUGGCUAGAGCAGGGCCUUCCCCAAGUCCCUCCUCUUCAGAGUGUUCUCCCACCGAGGGAGCUAGGACAGGGCGCUGGCCAGGCACGUGGAGACUGAGGUCCGGCUGCCAUUAGGAUAGCUCUCCUGUUUCCCUGGGGCCUUUGGCCUCAUUGCUGGGUGCAGUGGGCUCCAUUGCUGUCCCAUGUCCAUUCUGCUGAGCGAGAGGGGGCCUGCCGGGGUCAGCUUGGAGCCCAGAUGAGGACCCACUCCUUGAGGCCCAGGCAGGCUGACCCCUGCACUCCACGUGGUGGGAGGUGGGGUGGGGCUUCCAGGUUGUCAGACCCCAACCACGGCCAGCAGGAAAAAAGGCCCACAAUGUCAGCUGCAAGCUGUGCCUGCUCCUGGGGCCAUCCUGGUUCCAUAUCUGAGCCCAGAAGGAGACAGAUGGCAUGUUGAGAUGAAGAACACUGGGGGCUCUUCACAGAUAAGUGACAGUGGGCAGGGAUGCUGCACGGGGAAGUGUGGGACCCAGGAUCCCUCCGCCUCCUACCUCCUACCCCAGGGCCACAGAGCAGGUGAGGGAGCACUCACUGGUCCACACAGAGAGGUAUGGAGAGGCCACCUGGUGAGGAGCAGAGACCUUCAGCCCAGGGGUGCAGCAAGUCUGGGGUGCCCUGUGAGCAAGAGUUGAGGUGUGAGGCCCUGAUCCCACUCUCCUCCUCUACUGCCCUCUGGGGCUACCUGGGCUUUGGUCAGGGGGAGGUGAUGUGGGUCUGAAAGGGCGGAUCGAAGACCAGGCCUGCUCACCCUCCCUGGCUUCCCCCAACCUGCCAGCUGCCCAUCCACAUGAAAAACUCAAGGACUCACCAAGGUCUCACCAAGUGCCUUAUUGCGGGUAGGAGAAGUCACCUUGAUCACUCUUCAUCUGAACCCCAUAGUCAGCCCCUGUUCCUUUUCCUCUUUGCCAGUGUGGGUACCAUGGAGCUCAGUGCCAGGGGGCCCAGCCCUUAUGUUCCCUGCUGACCGCCAUUAGUUUACAGGGAGCAGAGUGGGGGCCGGGUGGGUCCCUGGCUUCCUGGUGUGUUCCUCUUGCCCUGUCAUGCAGCUCUGUCUCAGCCAGCUCAGGCCGUCAUGACAAAGUAGAGCAAACCACCGACCCCAAAGCUCCAGCUACAGAAGUGUGUUCUCUCCGAGGCCCAGAGGCCAGAAGUCUGCGAUCAAGGUGUGGGCUCAGCUGGAUCCUUCCAUGGCCUCUCUCCCAGGCUCGGGCUCACCCACGGCGGCCUUCUCCCCACCUUCUGUGUCCUGUUGCCCUCUCCUGGGGAUGCCAGUCCUGUGGGAGUACUGCCCACUCUCAGGACCUCAUUUUCCUCACCUUAAAGGCUCCUUCUCCAAAUACAAUCCUGUGCGGAGGCACUAGAAAUUAGAACUUCAACACAAGAAUUUGCAGGGGUGGGGGGGUUACAGUUCAGCUCCUAAUAAGUACGGACUCCAUUUCUCCAUGGUGGUGGGGAUCCAUCAUUCCAGCAGUAAAGCAGCCUCUUCUCUA